Molecule: messenger RNA, 1785 nt
Organism: Acomys russatus (golden spiny mouse)
Lineage: Eukaryota; Metazoa; Chordata; Mammalia; Rodentia; Muridae
Gene: Creld1
Product: cysteine rich with EGF like domains 1
Exons: 11
Coding region: 324-1580 (418 amino acids)
Molecular function (GO): calcium ion binding
Source: RefSeq, a predicted model, not a curated record
ACAGUCUAGCUCGAUCUGGAUCCUCCCGGGCCUGUUCCAGGCCUUGCCUCCAUCUCCCAAAAAAGGCUCUGAACUUGACCCCUUCUCUUCAUAUCCGGAUCCGGGCUCCUCCCCUAGGACCGCCCAUCCGCCUUUCUCUCGGAAUAUCUUGGGGUCUAGCCCUCUCUCUCUAAUUCUGUCCCCUAAUAACUAAAUGAGACCCUAAAACAAUGGGCUGACGCUUAUCAUUUUGCCAGCGAUCCCGGCCACCUCUCUCUACGCCCGGCUUCUCAAGUGAACCCGUCCCCUGCCCUCUAUCUGCACGUCCCCAGCCUGGGAAAAGGAUGGCCUCGCAGCCCCUGAGGGGCCUGGUCCUAUCUCUGCUUUGGGGCCUGAGCCUGUUUCUGAGCUUCCCAGGACCUGUCUGGCUCCAGCCCUCUCCUCCCCAUUCUUCCCGAGCUGAGCCCCAUCCAUGUCAUACCUGCCGGGCACUGGUGGACAGCUUCAACAAGGGCCUGGAGAGAACCAUCCGGGACAACUUUGGUGGUGGAAACACUGCCUGGGAGGAAGAGAAGUUGUCCAAAUACAAAGACAGUGAAACCCGCCUGGUGGAGGUGCUGGAGGGCGUGUGCAGCAAGUCCGACUUUGAGUGCCAUCGCCUGCUGGAGCUGAGUGAGGAGCUGGUAGAAGCCUGGUGGUUCCACAAGCAGCGAGAAGCCCCAGACCUCUUCCAGUGGCUCUGUUCGGACUCCCUGAAGCUCUGCUGCCCCUCUGGCACUUUCGGGCCGUCCUGCCUUCCAUGUCCUGGGGGCACAGAGAGGCCCUGCGGUGGCUACGGUCAGUGUGAAGGGGAAGGGACCCGAGGGGGCAGCGGGCACUGUGACUGCCAAGCCGGCUAUGGGGGUGAGGCCUGCGGCCAGUGUGGCCUUGGCUACUUUGAGGCGGAGCGCAACAGCAGCCAUCUGGUAUGUUCGGCUUGUUUUGGUUCCUGUGCCCGCUGCACAGGACCUGAGGAGUCCCACUGUCUGCAGUGCAAGAAAGGCUGGGCCCUGCAUCAUCUUAAGUGUGUAGAUAUCGAUGAGUGCGGUACAGAGCAAGCCACCUGUGGAGCUGACCAGUUCUGUGUGAACACAGAAGGAUCCUACGAGUGUCGAGAUUGUGCCAAGGCCUGCCUGGGCUGUAUGGGAGCAGGGCCAGGCCGCUGCAAAAAAUGCAGCCGUGGCUACCAGCAGGUGGGCUCCAAGUGCCUAGAUGUGGAUGAGUGUGAGACAGUGGUGUGUCCGGGAGAGAAUGAGCAGUGUGAGAACACGGAGGGUAGCUACCGCUGUGUCUGUGCUGAGGGCUACAGACAGGAGGAGGGCAUCUGCAUGAAGGAGCAGAUCCCAGAGUCGGCGGGCUUCUUUGCGGAGAUGACGGAGGAUGAGCUGGUGGUCCUGCAGCAGAUGUUCUUUGGUGUCAUCAUCUGUGCACUGGCCACACUUGCUGCUAAGGGUGACUUGGUAUUCACUGCCAUCUUCAUAGGAGCCGUGGCAGCCAUGACUGGGUACUGGUUGUCAGAGCGAAGUGACCGUGUGCUAGAGGGCUUCAUCAAGGGUAGAUAAUCCCUGCCACCACUUACGGGAUUUCCUCCCACCCAGAGGUCAUUUCUCUUGCCUGCUGGACACCUGGGGCAGCAUGGUUUCUCUUUGAGAAUGGGGUAAACACCCUUUACCUGCCUUACUGAUCAGCCCAGGACUCCGGUGGCCCCAGGGGUGAAAAAGAAGCCCAGACGCUGAUGCCAUGAGAUGCUUGCCUAGGGGACUGGCA